Propithecus coquereli (Coquerel's sifaka) is the source of this 813-nucleotide messenger RNA. It is a transcript of the gene BTG4, whose product is annotated as B-cell translocation gene 4. Gene Ontology annotation, cellular component: nucleus; cytoplasm. The record is from RefSeq and is a predicted model, not a curated record. The transcript has 5 exons. The coding region runs from base 6 to 677 and encodes 223 amino acids. NCBI's taxonomy places the organism in Eukaryota, Metazoa, Chordata, Mammalia, Primates, Indriidae. Gene Ontology annotation, biological process: negative regulation of mitotic cell cycle; negative regulation of cell population proliferation.
GAAUCAUGAGAGAUGAAAUUGCAACAACAGUUUUUUUUGUCACAAGAUUGGUGAAAAAACAUGAUAAACUGAAUAAACAGCAAAUAGAAGACUUUGCAGAAAAGCUGAUGACAAUCCUGUUUGAAACAUACAGAAGUCACUGGCACUCUGAUUGCCCUUCCAAAGGGCAAGCCUUCAGAUGUAUCAGGAUAAACAACAAUCAUAAUAAAGAUCCCAUUCUGGAAAAGGCUUGUGCUGAGAGUAAUGUGGAUUUUUCUCAACUGGGACUUCCGAAGGAGAUGACCAUAUGGGUAGAUCCCUUUGAAGUGUGCUGUAGGUAUGGUGAGAAAAACCAUCCGUUUACAAUUGCUUCUUUUAGAGGCAGAUGGGAGGAAUGGGAACUGUAUCAACAAAUCAGUUAUGCUGUUAAUAGAGCCUCAUUAGACUACUCCUCUGGCACUUCCUCCGAUGAAGAAAGUCAUAGCAAGGAGCCUCGAAUCAUUCCUAAAGUCAGCAAUCCGAAGAGUAUUUAUCAGGUCGAAAACUUGAAACAGCCCUUUCAAUCUUGGUUCCAAAUUCCCCGAAAAAACAAUGUGGCAGAUGUCCGUGUGGGCCUCCUGGGAAACACUUACCACGCUGCGCACAAGCACCCAAAGUGUCAAAGGCCUGCUGUGCGCCAGGUGGACAGAAUUUUAUAACCCGCCUCUGGGAAUGAAUUUGCAGCACCUGAUAGAAGAAGGAGCCUUGGAAGGCAUUGCCUGAGGCUUCCGUGGCAGGAAGACGGGAAGCGAUCUGCAGGGUGAUUUCUGGAGCCUGAAGAGAGUGAAAAACAAA